UUUUGUAAUCUUCUUCACAUAUUUUUAACGUUUUUUGUCGUAGUGUUAAUUUUUCAACAAAAUAUUCGCUUUGUUAAGAAUUAAAAAAAAGUGAAAGAAGUUUGUAACUGAUUGUGAAAUAGAGAAGCUAAAGGGCAGAAUUUUUAUAGUUACCGCCUGGGAAAUUUUGUCACAAGAAAAAAAAAAGAUAAAAAAGAAGCUUUUCAUUUAGGCUAAAAUGCCUGAUCUCGUGGAACAGAUGUACUGCUCCCAGCAGAUCAUCAUUCCUCCAAAUCUGCCUUCGAUACUUAAAAAGUACGCCAAAGCUGCAAUCAGGACGCAGCCUUAUGAUCUGCUUGUCUGGUCAUCAGCAUAUUUCCGGGCAAUCUGCGAUGGAAUUCCGCCACCUGUGAAAGAAAGGAUCGAAUACCCUCCACCAAUAUCAGAGUCUGGACUCUCCCCUGGAUUCCUUAAAGUUCUUAUCAAUCAAAUUGGUAAAGGGGAUACAGUGCCAAAGGAAAUUUUAGAGUCACGCUGGAAAGGUGUCUGCCUAAACUUACAAUAUUUAGACGAAUUGAUUUGUGUUGGAGGCUUUUGCGAUGACGUCGACUGGAGAAAGUUUAUUGCUGUUGCUGCCGGGUCAAUUGAAAGUAAUUUGACUAGAACGAUGGUAUUAAUAUGCGAAUUGAUGACAGACGAGCCAGAAGGUGGAAGUGCAAGCGUACAGUUAGAACUUUUUAUUGACCUUUAUAGAUUUCUUGCGCAGCUCGAUUGUGGGCCAAUAGAUUUUAGAAAGAGAGAAGUUUCCGAAACUGAGACAGUUUGCCCUCAAAUAACAGCAGAAGAUCAUCCAGUGAUAUGUGACUGUAGAUCAGAAGGACCGCCUCAUGUGACCUGGGAGCAAGCUCUUGAGGAAACAAAUGCUGAUGUUAUAGUUAAAGAGGGCGAAAUAGAAGAAGAAAAUCAGGAAUGUAACACAGAACAAGAGGAGUACAAACCUGAAUAUGAAGAUAACAAUAAAGGUGAAGAUGAACAAGAAAUAAAAGAAGAAGAACAAGAAGGUACAGAAGAAAUUGAAGAAGAAAAUAAAGAAGAAAGCCAGGACUGCAAAAAAGACGAAUUUGAUGAUGCAGUGAACACAGAAGUUGGAGAUAAAGCUGAUGCAGAGGAUACAGCUAAAGAAGUUGACCAAGAUAUCAAAGUAGAUGAACAAAAAGAUGAUGAGAGGACUAAUGAAAGUGAAGAAAAAGAAAUUUUACAAGCAGAUGAGGAAAAUGGUGAAAUGACAGAAGUUGAAAAUGGCGAGUCUGCAAUUCAAGAUGUUGAAGCAAAGGAUGGGGUUGUCAAAGAUGAAAAUCCAAAUGAAAAUGAAGAAAAUGGUGAAAUGACAGAAGUUGAAAAUGGCAAAUCUGCAAUUCAAGAUGACAAAGCAAAGGAUGGGGUCGUCAGUGAUGAAAAUCCUAAUGAAAUGAAAGAAAAUGUUAACAAUGUAGCUGAAAUACAGGAUGAUAAUGAUGAAGCGGAAGAGGACAAUAGGAAAAAUAUCGAUGAACAAGUAACUAAGGUCAUUUUGGACUCAUUGAGAGCAGAUGAAGAGGAUGGAGACAAAACUGAAGCAUCUGAAGAAUUCAAGGAUUCACUGGAGAUGAACGACACAGCUUCUAAAGAAUAUAUUGAUGAGGAUCAAACUGAUUCUGAAAUGUUGAAAAAGCCAAGGGAAAGUGAGGAAGUGGAAGAUAUGUUUGCCCCUAAAAUUGACAGCUUGAGAGAAAUUCUGGAUGAUGAAUACGUAGGAGAACAGGAAGGAGAAGAGAUAGAUGUCGUAGAUCAAGAAUCUAGCAAAGAAUCUGAAGAGCCAGUUGCAGAAGAGGAAGAGGAAAAAGAAGUGUUAGGAGAUGUUAUUGAAGAUAAUAUUGUGACCAUUAUUGAGCCAGAUGCAGAUAUACACCAUUUGCCAACACCGGUUACAUCCGAGAUAUCAGUUCUAAUAGAGGAACAAGCUGAAGGUGAGACAUCUGCAGAUACGUACGAUCCUUCACAAAAGUUGGCAGAGAAGCAGUCCUUGGUCGACGUCAGGGUUAUCGCCGAGGAACCUGUUGUCAUAGAAGAAGAACAAGAAAAAGAAGUCCAAGCGCAUGAUCCCUUCUGGAAACACAUUCCUGGAAUUGGGCCAGUUGUGCCAGAAGAAAUUGUUGAAGAUUUGGUUGCAUACCUAAAAGUCGUUGCUUCAUAUCAGAGCAACAUGGUCAUGCCUAAGAAUCUUCGCCAUUUCAAAUGCCCUCCUCUAGAAAUCAUUGAGAAUUAAGACAAUGAUAGAAAUAAAAUGCACUGGUAUUCUUUCUUGAAAAUUUUCACUCACAAAACGACCAGAAAGUAAUGUAGUGAGAUCAUUCAUUGCUAAAUUGCAUAUCUUGUUAACACAAUAUAAUUUUUAGUUGUUAUACACCAAUAAAACACUGAUUUAGAAA
Messenger RNA from Cimex lectularius (bed bug), 2447 nucleotides. Its product is annotated as cilia- and flagella-associated protein 251-like. The coding region runs from base 218 to 2284 and encodes 688 amino acids. Lineage: Eukaryota; Metazoa; Arthropoda; Insecta; Hemiptera; Cimicidae. The record is from RefSeq and is a predicted model, not a curated record. The transcript is spliced from 27 exons.